AUGUCUAAUAUAUCAACCUUCUUAACAAAACAAGAAUGUUUACGUGAAAUAAUCAGUAUUGUAUUUGCAUGCCCGUUACGAAAAUCGUGGAUAUCGUAUCUUGACUCAUUAACAAUUCGAUUUCAGUGCUUAAUGGAGCACAUAAUUCCUAAUCUAGUAACACCGAAAGUUCAUUUCAUAACUGACUAUGCAAAGCAAAUUGCAAUGAACGGCCCACCUAUUCGCCAUUGGUGUAUGCGAUUUGAGUUGAAGCACAGAUAUUUCAAACAACUUGCCACGAAAUCUAAUAAUUUUAAAAACAUAAUCAUUUCACUAUCUAAACGUCAUCAACUACAUCAAUGUUUUCUAUUGUCCUCGUGGAACUACUUUCAAGCGAAUGAGCAAUUUUCUUCGCCGAAGCAGGUUAAAUUAAAUGAAUUAUCAGCAGCUGUUCGUCAACUAUUACAUGACAAUAUUGAAUAUUUUGAUUAUGCAACACAUAUAUCAGAAUGCCAACAGCUGGCACAUGAUCAUGUAAAAAUCAUGAAAGGAUCUGUAUUUGUGGAUACUAUAUCACAUGAAGAAGAAGUACCUUCAUUCAUGCAAUUGGCUUUUAUUUUCAAGAUAAAUAAUAAAUGGGUAUUAAUAGUCGAACAACUUCAAACUAUUGCAUUUGUUGAAACUCUAUGGUCAUUCGAACUCGAAAGAACACGUAUAUUAUUGAUCAAAAAACCGAAUGAUUUAAUUCUUAUAUCACCUAAAGGAUAUGAUAUUUAUCAAGUGAAAAAUAAAUCAUAUGUUAAUAUUCUUUCACGUCUAACUAAAAAAUAA
Messenger RNA from Rotaria socialis, 810 nucleotides. The record is from the annotation of a GenBank genome assembly. Lineage: Eukaryota; Metazoa; Rotifera; Eurotatoria; Philodinida; Philodinidae.